AUGGAUUCUGCCGCCCUUGAUCAUGUAAUUAAUCGUUUGUUUGAGGUUAAAGGGAAGCCGGGGAAGCAAGUGCAGCUCUCGGAGUCAGAGAUCAAGCAGCUUUGUUUGCAGUCUAAAGAGAUUUUCUUGCAACAGGCUAAUCUUCUUGAGCUUGAAGCACCCAUUAAGAUCUGUGGAGACAUUCAUGGUCAAUAUUCUGAUCUUCUUAGACUCUUUGAAUAUGGUGGAUUACCCCCCAAAUCUAAUUACUUAUUCUUGGGGGAUUACGUGGAUCGUGGGAAGCAAAAUCUGGAAACGAUCUGUCUUCUACUUGCCUAUAAGAUAAAGUAUCCUGAAAACUUCUUCCUUUUGAGGGGAAACCAUGAAUGUGCAUCGGUCAAUCGUAUAUAUGGAUUUUAUGAUGAGUGCAAAAGAAGAUUUAAUGUGAGACUCUGGAAAACAUUCACAGAUUGUUUUAAUUGCCUACCUGUGGCAGCUGUUAUAGAUGAAAAGAUACUGUGCAUGCAUGGAGGACUCUCUCCUGAUCUGCAUGAUCUGGAUCAAAUUAGAAAUAUGCAACGUCCAAUGGAUGUUCCAGAAACUGGUUUACUUUGUGAUCUCCUAUGGUCCGAUCCCAGUAAAGAUGUCAAAGGGUGGGGAAUGAGUGAUAGGGGAGUGUCCUAUACAUUCGGUCCUGAUACGGUAACCGAAUUCCUUCAAAAGCAUGAUCUUGAUCUUAUAUGCCGUGCCCAUCAGGUCGUUGAAGAUGGCUACGAGUUUUUUGCUGAUAGACAGCUUGUCACAAUAUUCUCAGCCCCAAAUUACUGUGGAGAAUUUGACAAUGCCGGUGCCAUGAUGAGUGUGGAUGAAACUUUAAUGUGCUCAUUUCAAAUACUGAAGCCUGCAGAAAAGAAGCCAAGAUUUGGAUUUGGGAGCACUGCUACAGCUAAACGACGAACUCCUCAAACAAAAACGAUGGUAAAUUUAUUCUCUGUCUAG
Fraxinus pennsylvanica is the source of this 978-nucleotide messenger RNA. NCBI's taxonomy places the organism in Eukaryota, Viridiplantae, Streptophyta, Magnoliopsida, Lamiales, Oleaceae. The record is from the annotation of a GenBank genome assembly.